Molecule: messenger RNA, 1065 nt
Organism: Auanema sp. JU1783
Lineage: Eukaryota; Metazoa; Nematoda; Chromadorea; Rhabditida; Rhabditidae
Source: the annotation of a GenBank genome assembly
AUGCCAAGCUUCUCUUUGGUUCUAGCUUUCAAAGGCUUUAAUGCGUCCAAGUUUAUUUUGUACUUGUCCCUUCUUAUCUUUGUGGUUCAACUAUCCCUGAAACUUGAUGAGAAACUUAUUGUAAAUUAUGCCAUAGUAUUUUUGCCAUUAUGGAUUUGCCAUUUUAUUGUCUUUAUGGGUGCUUUCACAGGAAUUACUUCAUAUGUGCGGAAGCCACCGUCCAGUAACGAUAGCGUCAUGCAGAAUGAAUUUGUUUCGAUGAUCCUCACUACCAUUGAACACAUGUUUCUGUUAUGCUUUGAAAUUUUAGUUUAUUAUAAGUUGGAACACGAUAACGUCGAGCCUAAAGAUGCCCUAAUUCAUUGGUCCAUUGUUUUUGCUCCCGUUUUUGGCUUAUCUGUCUUCACCUUAAUCGUUGCUGUUUGGGCUAUGAAACACGAAAAGUCUUUUGAGUUCGAGUUCUUUUACGCUGUUAAUGUCAUUGAGUUCUUCUUUAUUUCUUUCAAAUUGGACCAACAGGUAAACUGGUCCUGGGCAGUUGUUUUCAUUCCUCUUUGGAUAGUCUUAUCGCUCUGCGCUGUGGGUGUGUUAUAUUCGAUGGUGCUAACCAUAGUGAUUUCAAGAUCACGGAACUUCGCUCAUUCGUAUAGAAGACAAAGCUGCUAUUCUGCCGUUCUUCACAUUUUCCUUGUUCUUCCUGCUUUAACAUGUCUCAUUCUACUCACAGGAAAAUUGGACUCAAUGCAAUGGGCUGACAAAGAAGCGGCGCUAAAUAUGUCGUAUUGCAUGGCACUUUGUCCCUUGUGGUUCUCUUUACUGUGCCUCAUGCUUUUGUGUUUCGGCAAUGACGGCGGCAACGUUUGGUGGUUCGCUCUCAGAAGACCUUUCUGUGUUUUCCUCCUAGACUCAUGCCCUUGUUUACGGCAGUUAGCUAACACAAGCUAUAAAUUUGGAGCUGGGGAGAAUGCGGAUAAUGAAGAUGAGUCUGAAACAAUUGGAAGAGAAGAUCCUGAAAGACCCCUUAGACCCAUUGUUCCCCUGACUAGUAUAGAAUGUCCAGAUUAG